AUAGCAAUAGUUUAAAUAAAGAAGAAGGAAUAUUCAGAAGACUAUUAUUAGCUAUAUAACAUUUUACAUUUGUCAUUUGAUCCAUAGAAUUUGCAUGAGAUCAAGUUACACUCUUUGAACUUUCGAGUCACUGUCACAGAAAAAAUAGAAUAGGAAUUGGAUCGAGUAAACAAGAUAUCUCGCAUAGUCAAGGACGACAAGGAAAUGCUCGUAAACAAGGAACUGAGCUAGAGGUUAAGGAGGUUAAGACCGUCAGUGAAAAGUGUUAUUACUUGAAGAAUGUUUAGACUCGUAUCAAUUGCGCUUAUAUGAAAUAUUUUGGCUGUUAUUAUUGGUUUUAAUCGUGUGUAUAAUUAGGAAAGUGGAAUGAAAUAUCUUGUAUUGUUAUUAAGUGUUUGACGUAUUUUAAUAAUAUCUGAUCAUUUUAAAAAUAUACCAGUUACUUCUAACCCACUUUAUUGGCUCCAUUCCAAGUACCGUUGUUUUGGGAUGAAUUGUGUUUUGGUUUUCUUUUUAUGACAACUUAAAAGAACCGAACCAAGACUGUUAAAGAACUGAGAUUACCUAUGCAUAAUGUCAAAGAAAGUGGUAGCGUAUUUUUACAAUCCAGAUGUGGGCAAUUUCCACUAUGGACCAGGGCAUCCAAUGAAACCUCAUCGACUGUCAGUGAUUCAUAGUCUAGUUCUCAAUUAUGGCUUGUAUAAAAAAAUGCAAAUAUACAGACCAUAUAGAGCCAGUGCUCACGAUAUGUGUCGUUUUCAUUCUGAUGAAUAUAUAGAAUUUCUCCAACGAGUCACCCCACAGAAUCUUCAAGGAUUCACCAAAUAUUUGAGUCAUUUCAAUGUUGGUGAUGAUUGUCCUGUGUUUGAAGGUCUCUUUGAUUUCUGUUCUAUGUACACUGGAGCUUCACUUGAAGGUGCAAUGAAAUUAAAUAAUGGCUGUUGUGACAUAGCAAUUAAUUGGUCGGGAGGUCUUCAUCAUGCUAAAAAAUUUGAAGCAUCAGGAUUUUGCUAUGUAAAUGAUAUUGUUAUUGGUAUAUUAGAACUUUUAAAAUAUCAUGCAAGAGUGUUGUAUAUUGAUAUUGAUGUACAUCAUGGUGAUGGUGUGCAAGAGGCAUUUUAUUUGACUGAUCGUGUGAUGACAGUGUCUUUUCAUAAGUAUGGAAAUUACUUUUUUCCUGGAACUGGAGAUAUGUAUGAAGUGGGCGCUGAGAGUGGAAGAUAUUACUCUGUAAAUGUUCCACUUAAAGAGGGAAUAGAUGAUAAUAGCUAUUUAAGUGUUUUUAAGCCAGUUAUAUCAAGUGUCAUGGAAUUCUAUAGACCAACAGCUAUUGUACUUCAGUGUGGAGCAGAUUCAUUAGCCAAUGACCGUUUAGGAUGUUUCUCUCUCUCUACGAAGGGCCAUGGAGAAUGUGUAAAAUUUGUUCGAGAUUUGGGGGUGCCUUUAUUGACUGUUGGAGGCGGAGGUUACACUUUGCGUAAUGUUGCUCGGUGUUGGACAUAUGAAACUUCACUGCUAGUCGAUGAAAAUAUUAGCAAUGAACUUCCAUACACUGAAUAUUUGGAGUAUUUUGCUCCCGAUUUUACACUUCAUCCAGAUGUGGUAACUCGUCAAGAAAAUGCUAAUUCAAAACAGUAUCUGGAAGCAAUCACAAAACAAGUGUAUGAUAACUUGAAGAUGUGUCAGCACUCACCUAGUGUUCAGAUGCAGGAUAUACCUGAUGAUGCUUUUCCUUCAUUGUUGGAUGGAAGUCAUGAGCCAGAACCUGACCCAGACACUCGUCUUCCUACGGCAGAAGAAGAUCGUCGUAUUGAACCUGACAAUGAAUUUUAUGAUGGUGAAAAAGAUCAGGACAAAAGUGAACCUGGGGAUUCAUAAAAAACAGUGAGACUACAUAAUGACAAUAAACUGACAUUCAAAACUGUAUGUAUUGUAAAGACUUACAUUAUUUGAAACUUGUGUUCACAGCUAGGACAUUCCCAUCGAAUCUUUUAGAAGUAAUAUUUUGGCUGUUUUAUUUAGUGACAGUAUAUUGUAAUUUAAUGCUGCGCUAAGUUGAAAUAUACUAUGUAUGUAAUUGGUCUUUCAAUUUUAUUAAAAAAGGUAAAGUAACAUUAAUGAAUAUAAUUUUAUUCUGUUCAAACAUACUUCAAUUGAUCUUGAAGACCAGAACUGUCAUACAUCAGAUCAAGUAUUUUGAAUUUAAUUGUGAAUUACGCUACUUGACUUACACCUCUCUAUUAUUCAGAUAUUGAUGACUCUUAACAAAUUAAUUUUGUUGAUACCAGCACAGAAAUGUAUAUGAUAGAAAAGUGACUGCUUAUAAAGAAUUUGACUUUACAUUUGAAUUUAAAUGCAGUUCCUGAAUUGAUGCAGCUGAACACUAAUAACAACUUUGUGGUUUAGAAAACCAAAUGAUCAGUUUAAUUUUUUGUAUAACAUUCAGAAAACACUCUUUUGGCAUUCUUGGAUGAAUACUUAGUGAUUGGAAAACUAGGUUUUAACUUUCAAUUCAAAUAAGAUGAUUUCUCUUUAUUGUUCAUGUCUAAAAUAGUUUUUAAGUUUAUUUUUCUACUCUUCAACUAACUUAGUGACCUUCCCAAAGGAGGAAAUGUGUUUUGUCAUCCAAACAUGACCUCUCCUGUCCCCUCAGUCCACCAGGAUGAUGGAACAAAUGUUGUUUAUGAGUACUUUUAUUAAUAUGUAAUGGUAGACAUUAGUGCAUUUGUAAUAUUGUACGAGAAAUAUAACAGUUUUGUAAUGAAGUUUUGGUUGCUAUUUUGGUAAAUAUAUGUAUUGAAUAUUAUUCAUACUCAUUGUAAAGUUACAUUUUAUUAAGAAAAACAUCAGCCUUAUACUUUUCAUUUGUUCCCAACUUUUCUUUGUGAAACAUUCACAUUCAUCUCUACAGCCUUCAGCAAAAGUUUGUUUUUUGAAAUAAAAUUGAAGGGAACCAAAUUUGAAUCAUUAGUCUGAAAGUUCUGUGCAACAUUAUUAUUUCUUGGAGAUAUUGCUACAAACUACAUUUCAGAAACAGUAAUGAAUAAUAAUAUAUUUAUUUUAUAUAUUUUUACAACAAUCAUCAUCAUCAUCAUCAGUGCAUGUAUUUUGAUACAACAGUAAUAAAAAAAAGUAUGUCAUGCAUAAGAAAGAAUGAUUUUGCUCAUGUAAUUCUCUUCUGAAAACUAUGUCAAUUAAAAAUAUUUGAACAUUUGGCCUUAAUAGAUAUGUGUGUUAAUUUUUCUUUCAAUGGAGUGAAAUAUGUAUUUGUAUGUAAAUCCACAAAUGCAACACACACUCCUUGUGCUAUCUUUUGUACAGACGCCAUACGCCUGUAAACUAAAAAUAUACAAAUAGAAAACCAUUGACAAUCU
Gryllus bimaculatus (two-spotted cricket) is the source of this 3374-nucleotide messenger RNA. Lineage: Eukaryota; Metazoa; Arthropoda; Insecta; Orthoptera; Gryllidae. The record is from the annotation of a GenBank genome assembly.